This is a messenger RNA of Equus quagga, 3198 nucleotides long. RefSeq names its product cysteine and serine rich nuclear protein 1 (gene CSRNP1). Lineage: Eukaryota; Metazoa; Chordata; Mammalia; Perissodactyla; Equidae. The record is from RefSeq and is a predicted model, not a curated record. Bases 222 to 1991 code for a protein of 589 amino acids. The transcript has 5 exons. Gene Ontology annotation, cellular component: nucleus. Gene Ontology annotation, biological process: regulation of transcription by RNA polymerase II. Gene Ontology annotation, molecular function: sequence-specific DNA binding; DNA-binding transcription factor activity, RNA polymerase II-specific.
AGCGGCGGGCGGGGCCGGGUGCAGCCAGUCUCCCGCCGCCGCCGCCGCUGCCGGACGCGCAGAGCUGGGGCGGCUGGGCCCACAGCUGCCCGGCCGAGCGGACGCAGGGGCGCGGCGCGAGGGGCGUCCCCGGGCUGGACGAGGGUGGCGUGGCUGUCUUCGGCGAGCGCCCGGAUCGCAGGCUGUCUGUGCCCAGAAUCCAGAGCACCCCCUGCACCACCAUGACUGGGCUGCUGAAGAGGAAGUUUGACCAGCUGGACGAGGACGACUCCUCUCUCUGCUCCUCCUCCUCCUCUGUGUCCUCCUCGGGCUGCCACUCUCGCUCCUGCUCCCCGAACUCCUCAGUCUCCCCAGCCUGGGACUCGGAUGAGGAGGGCCCCUGGGAUCAGAUGCCCCUGCCUGGCCGUGACUUCUGUGGCCCCCAAAGUUUCACCCCCCUGUCCAUCCUGAAGCGGGCUCCCCGCAAGCGCCCGGGCCGCGUAGCCUUCGAUGGCAUCACUGUCUUCUACUUUCCUCGGUGCCAGGGCUUCACCAGCGUGCCCAGCCGUGGCGGCUGCACUCUGGGUAUGGCCCCUCACCACAGUGCCUGCCGCCGCUUCUCCUUGGCUGAGUUUACACAGGAGCAAGCCCGCGCCCGGCACGAGAAGCUCCGCCUACGCUUGAAGGAGGAAAAGCUGGAGGUGCUGCAGUGGAAGCUUGCAGAGGCCGGCGUACCUGAGACGGAGGCCAGCCCACCACUUACAGUGGACGCCAUUGAUGACGCCUCUGUAGAGGAGGAUUUGGCAGUGGCCGUGGCAGGUGGCCGGUUGGAGGAAAUGACCUUCCUACAGCCCUAUCCAGCCCGGCAGCGGCGGGCCCUGCUACGGGCCGCCGGUGUGCGGAGGAUCGAUCGUGAGGAGAAGCGGGAGCUGCAGGCUCUGCGCCGAUCCCGAGAGGAUUGUGGCUGUCGCUGCGAUAGGGUCUGCGACCCUGAGACCUGCAGCUGCAGCCUAGCAGGCAUCAAGUGCCAGAUGGACCACACAGCAUUCCCCUGUGGCUGCUGCAGGGAGGGCUGUGAGAACCCCAAGGGCCGUGUGGAAUUUAAUCAGGCACGAGUUCAGACCCAUUUCAUCCACACGCUUACCCGUCUGCAGCUGGAGCAGGGGGCUGAGAGCCUUGGGGAGCUGGAGGCCCCUGCCCCGGGGGGCCCACCUAGCCCUGAUGAGCCUGUCUUGGCCCCCACUUUCCCACUGGCCAAGCCCCCUGUGAGCAGCGAGCUAGGAGACAACAGCUGCAGCAGCGACAUGACCGACUCCUCCACAGCAUCAGGCACCAGCGAGGCUCCUGACGGCCCCACCCACCCGGCCCUGCCUGGCCCUGGCUUCCCGCCUAGCGUGGAUGAUGACAGCUUGGCUCGAAUCCUGAGUUUCAGUGACUCUGACCUGGGUGGAGAGGAGGAGGAGGAAGAGGAAGGGGGAGUGGGGAGCCUCGACAACCUCAGCUGCUUCCACCCGGCUGACAUCUUUGGUACUGGUGACCCUGGUGGCCUGGCCAGCUGGACCCACAGCUGUUACAGUUCUAGCCUCACAUCAAGCAUCCUGGAUGAAAACGCCAACCUGGAUGCCAGCUGCUUCCUAAACAGUGGCCUUGAAGGAUUGGGAGAAGGCAGCCUCCCUGGCACCUCAGGGCUGCCCAGCACGGACGCCGGCCAGAGCAGCUCAGUAGACCUCAGCUUGUCUUCCUGCGACUCCUUUGAACUGCUCCAGGCCCUGCCAGACUAUAGUCUGGGGCCUUACUCCACCUCCCGGAAGGUGUCUGACAGCCUGGACAACCUUGAGGCACCCCAUUUCCUCUUGCCUGCCUUUUCUCCGCCUGGGGAUGCCAGCACUUGCUUCCUGGAGUCCAUCAUGGGCUUGUCCGAGCCAGCUGCCGAGGCCCUGGCUCCCUUCACGGACAGCCAGUUGUUUGAGGACGCUGCCCCAGCAUCUCUGGUAGAGCCGGUGCCCGUGUGAGGACUAAGGUGCCUUUACCUGGCCCCAAGAGCCCUGUUGCUGCUUUGUUGUAAUUUGGGGGCUCCCGAGGUCUAUUAUGUAAUGGUUUCCCGUGGGCUGGCUCACCCACACGGGCACUCCUGAUUUUCGUGCAACACUCUGGAUUGAUUUAUUUAUUUUUGUCACUUUCUGUGCUGAAGAGAGGGUAGGGAGGGGGCUUCCCCUCUCGGCCGCCCAGCCCCCGCACCACUCCUCCCCCCAACUCGGUGCCCACACAGUCUCUUCCGCUUCUGCAGUGCUGUGCCAGGAAGAGGAGGAACCAUGGCUCCCCUGGAGCUUUGCAGACCCCUUGUCGGUUUUGUAUGAUGUUCUUCAGCCCAAAGACAGCAAGACAGGGCUGAAAUCAGCCACUUCUUACUGCUUCUCCUGCCACCCUGAGCCCUAGACCCUUGGGUGGCUGAAUCCUCUGGACUGUGAAGACUAUAAUUUAUUUCCAUAAUUUAUUUGGAGACUAAGUGGCUUAGGCGUCUCCUGUCUGGCUGGUGGGCAGUGCUGGGGGUUGGGUGGGGCAGAGACCCCUCCGAGUCCCUUUUGCCUUGUAGUCCUGCCCUGUCUGGUGUAGACCAGGUGUGGAUCUGAGCCCUAAGUCUACUAUGGCAGCUGCUUGGCUCCAGAUGGCUGAGCAGGCAGGGGCUGGCCUGGGACAGCAUCUGGGCAGGGGGAGGGGCUGGGCUGACCAACCAUGACCAAAACCCUGUGCUGCCCCAUGCAGCCCCCUCUGCUUCCUGUCCUCUGCCCCAUCUCCCCUGCUCCCAAAAGUUACAGCCUUUAUUCCAGGCCCAUGAAUAUAGGAGGGGGAAGCAGGAAGCCUAGAGAGGGCCAGGGACCAGGGCCCGCAGCAUGCCCCUGACUACUAUCUCAGGGCUUUCUGGGCACUGCACUCCAGCCUGGUCCACCUGCCCAUGCCCUAAGGCCAGCUGGCCAGGGACGAGGGGUGGCUUCUUAUGGCUUUUAUGCCUUUUGUUUGCUGAUACUGAAUUCUGCAUCAUAAUUUCUAUAUUGUCCCUGAGUAUUAGAACUAUAAUUUAUUCAUUUUUCUCUGUGUCUGUGCCAAGAAGCCCAGGCUCUGGGCCUGCCCUCUUGCCCAGGAGGCCUUGCCAGCCUGCGUGCUUGUGGGAACACUUUGUACCUGAGCUUACAGGUACCAAUAAAGAGGCUCUAUUUUUAA